Molecule: messenger RNA, 642 nt
Organism: Styela clava
Lineage: Eukaryota; Metazoa; Chordata; Ascidiacea; Stolidobranchia; Styelidae
Product: (3R)-3-hydroxyacyl-CoA dehydrogenase-like
Biological process (GO): fatty acid biosynthetic process
Molecular function (GO): quinone binding; oxidoreductase activity, acting on the CH-OH group of donors, NAD or NADP as acceptor
Source: RefSeq, a predicted model, not a curated record
AUGUCGCACAGAUUAUCGGGAAAGGCUGCUGUUGUAACUGGAGGGGAAAGUGAAAUUGGGCAAUCGAUUUCUGAAUUAUUUGCUAGAGAAGGUUGCAGUGUGGCGGAUGUGACCUCAUCCGACCAAGCACAAAGGGCCUUCGAGACUGCCGAGGAAAAACUUGGAAAAAAAAAUUGCAGUGCUUGCUGCGCAGAAAUCGCAACCAGUCCAAUUUCUCUUGACCAGAUGGAAGAAACUGACUUCGACGACGUUAUUCGAGUUAAUUUGAAAGGUACUUUCAUGAUGUGCAAGCAAUUUUUGUUGUCACUGGAAAAGUUCAACACUAAUUGCAAUGACACCCGAGCAACCGAGGUGAAUAUAUCGAGCGGUACUGUCAUCAAAUGCGUAGCAAAAGUGUCCGAUUAUAUUGCUUCUAAAUUUGAGGUCGUUGGCAUCACCAAAACCUUGGCUGUGGAAUAUGGAAAACAUGAAGUUCGAUGCAAUGCAGUGUUACCUGGUCUAACUACAACGCCACUGCUAACGACGUUUACCAGAGAUUUUCUACAAGCGAUUGAAGAGGGUAUACCGAUGAAAAGAUUGGCGAAAGCAGACAAAAUAGCAAAAUGUAUUUUAUCCUGGCAUUCGACGAGAGUUCGUACGUAA